Molecule: messenger RNA, 734 nt
Organism: Haliotis rubra (blacklip abalone)
Lineage: Eukaryota; Metazoa; Mollusca; Gastropoda; Lepetellida; Haliotidae
Product: probable methyltransferase TCM_000336
Exons: 2
Coding region: 181-732 (183 amino acids)
Biological process (GO): methylation
Molecular function (GO): S-adenosylmethionine-dependent methyltransferase activity
Source: RefSeq, a predicted model, not a curated record
CGAACUGCUCCAUGCACGGAAAUAUCGUCUGGUGAAUGCAAUAAUUCUGCGACAGGAUUGCAAAGAAUCUUUUUGAAUAGAAAAACACUGCAUUAACAAUGUCCACCAGGAUACUCUUUUCAACGAUAAGAAGAUGUCACUGGUUGAACAAGGGAUUUGCAGCUGUCCCAGUGAGAUACUAUGGAUAUAUUCCAAACAUAUAUCGCCAGUAUGGAAAAACAGGUGACGGAAAUUAUGGAUCAACACUCGGAAAGCAAAAUGUUGGAUACAUCGAACCAGUGCGAGAACAGAUUCUUAGUUUGGCCAAAACCAUUUCCUUUCACUGACAAGGACUCGGUCUUCAACAUUGCCGACUAUGGUGCAGCUGAUGGUUCUACUGCCAUGGCCAUUUUCGGUGAGUUGCUGGCAACUUUGAAAGAUCAUCAUGGCCCCAACACCCAGUUCCAGGUUAUCUAUGAAGACUUGGAAAUGAACGAUUUCAAUUCUCUCUUCAAACGUAUGUCAGGAAUCAUCCCUGAUCCACCGUCCUACCUCUUGGAAAUGGACAAUGUCUAUGUUCUUGCUUCAGGGACAAACUUCUACAAGCAGUGUGUACCUCCAAACUCGAUCCAUUUCAUGAUGUCAAUGGCAUCUGUCCAUUGGUUGUCGAAGACUCCUAUCUUCAAGGACUCGAUUUACAAAGAUGCCAAGAGUAGUACUGAGGAGACGACUGCCCUUCACAAGCAACCCUAGUU